This is a messenger RNA of Paralichthys olivaceus (Japanese flounder), 3862 nucleotides long. It is a transcript of the gene soat2, whose product is annotated as sterol O-acyltransferase 2. NCBI's taxonomy places the organism in Eukaryota, Metazoa, Chordata, Actinopteri, Pleuronectiformes, Paralichthyidae. The record is from RefSeq and is a predicted model, not a curated record. Gene Ontology annotation, cellular component: endoplasmic reticulum membrane. Gene Ontology annotation, molecular function: cholesterol O-acyltransferase activity; fatty-acyl-CoA binding; cholesterol binding. Gene Ontology annotation, biological process: cholesterol efflux; cholesterol metabolic process.
GAGACGAGGACACUAAUCAGAGGAACUGUGACACAGACUCACUGAAACACACUCCAGCAGAUCUCUCAGCGGGAAUCACUGACUGAAGCAGAGCUUCUCACCCUGUGGACCGCUGACUGAGCCUGAGGCGAGAAGACAGAGUUCCUCCACAUAUUGUCCCAGCGCACAUUCCUGUGUGUUGUGGCUCGCUCCAGUGGUAACCAUGACGACUGCAGAGCCACCCAAGGGACUGUACCACCGAAACAAUAAGGCCCGCCCAUCAGACGAGCCCUCCAAUCACGUUGGGAACCCUGGUAACGUGCAGGAGGACGAGCUGAGACAGUGGCAAGAACAUGCAAAGAAGGUGAAGGUAAGAGUGCUGGAACAGAUCCAGGAUCAGCUCAGUGAUAUUCUAGACGAAGCUCUGACUGAGUCCGUUCAGCCUUUCACCCACAUCCAGCCGACCAUUAAUGGCAAGACGACAAAAAAGCCCUCAGUGAGGUCUCAGAAAAUGGAUGAUGGCAAAGUGUUUAUAGACAGGCCAUCACUGCUGGAUGAACUGUUUGAGAUCACUCACAUCAGGACCAUCUACCACAUGUUCAUAGCCGUGCUCCUCAUCUUCUGCCUGAGCACGCUGGCUGUCGACUUCAUCGACCAGGGCAGGUUGGUCUUGGAGUUUGACCUGCUUUUCUACGCCUUCGGGAAGCUGGGUACAGUCAUCCAGGCCUGGGUCGUGAUGUUCCUCUACACCCUGCUCCUGCCCUACUACACCCUGGUGUUUUGGGCAUCCCUGUACCACAUGUUCCCCUCCAAGUUGGGUCUUUCUCUGGGGACAGGAUUAAUCAUGUCUGCCGCACAGACCUGUGUUCUGGGGCUGUUCCCGAUCUACAUAGUCGUAGAGAACCAGCUGCCGCCAGCUUCGCGGUUCAUCGUGAUACUGGAGCAGAUUCGAUUCCUGAUGAAGAGCUACUCCUUCAUAAGAGAAACUGCUCCAGUUAUAAUGAAGAAUACACCAAAGGAAGGAGAAGAUCCCAUAUUCCCGACAUUGUCGAGCUAUUUGUACUUCCUCUUCUGUCCCACUCUCAUCUACAGGGAAUCAUACCCCCGAAACAACCACAUCAGAUGGAACUAUGUGGGCAGUACUCUUGCCAUGAUCUUGGGCUGCCUGUUUUACGGCUACUUCAUUCUGGUUCGCCUCUGCGUGCCCGUCUUCAGACCCGAGACCAACCAGCCAUUCAGCACUCGGACGAUGGUUCUGGCUGUUUUCCACUCAAUACUACCAGGUAUUAUGCUGCUGCUCUUGUGUUUCUUCGCCUUCCUGCACUGCUGGCUCAACCUCUUCGGGGAGCUGCUGCGUUUCGCUGACAGAAUGUUCUACAAGGACUGGUGGAACUCUACAUCCUUUGCCAACUACUACCGCACCUGGAAUGUGGUGGUUCAUGACUGGCUGUAUUACUACGGAUACAGAGACUUCCUCUGGCUGUCAAAAAGGAAAUUCCGAGCAGCUGCCAUGCUCUCCGUGUUCAUCGUCUCCGCUGUCGUCCAUGAGUACGCCUUGACAAUGGGCCUGGGAUUUUUCUACCCCGUCAUGUUCUGCUUGUUUGCAGUAUUUGGAGUGGUGUUCAACUUCACCAUGAACGACAAGCGUCAGAGUCCCGUGUUCAAUGUCAUCAUGUGGGCGUGUCUCUUCCUGGGCCAGGGCGUCCAGGUGUGCCUGUACAGCCAGGAGUGGUACGCUCAAAUACACUGCCCACGCAAAGAGAAUAGUUUCUGGGAGCUGGUGACGCCUCGGUCUUGGUCCUGCAGCUACCAGAGAUGAAGCUGCCUGUCUCCUGCUCUGGAAGGAUAAAGGAUAGAGGGAUGAAAAGAUGAAAAGAUCACGACAGACUGAACGUAGCUGAAAGCGUGGAAGGAAAACUCGAAAGACGUGCAUCUUUUUUAUUGUGUGAAGAUUUCUUUGGGUCAUGAUGUGACUAUCACUCUUUUGGUCAUAAUUUUAUCCAGGAGUGAUGUUUUCCAUAUGUCACAUCUGGAUUCUUCCCUCCACCUAGGAGGUUAUGUUUUCGCCCCUGUCCUUUUGUUUGUUUGUUUAAGGGGACAUUAGGGCCUUGGCUGAGAUAACUUUUUGUUUGUCUGAUUGUUUUAAUGUGUUUAAUAAUUCAGACUGUUUAAAAAAAGUGUUUACUGUGUAAGUUUGAAAGUUUUAAUAAGAAGCCCUGAAGGAGCACCAAACAACUUGCUGUCGAGUUAGGUGCUUAUUUAAUUUAUUUCUGCAGUAUUUGUACUAGAGCUACAGCCAAGUCAAGUUUAAUUUUGGUGUGAGACAGAAACUUGUGUUCUUAAGUAUCUGUAUGCAGUGCAUCAUUAGUUUGUCACCUCAGGAGUUUUCUCAUGUGAAUGGAGCAGCCUUGUGUCUUUGAUUUUAUAAUUUCACUCAAAACUGGUGACUACAGGCUUCACCGCACACUGGGGCUCCUGACCCGCAGUGUGUGUGUGUGUGUGUGUGUGUGUGUGUGUGUGUGUGUGUGUUGUUUGUGUAAUCCUGCCUUGGUUGCCGUUCAGAGCGCAGGGAUUGGUUGGAACAGCAGGUACGUGAAACCACCAAACACAGGAAGCACGGCGUCUUAUCUGUCGGCCACAAAGCCUCUGUUUGUGUAGCUGCCACGUUUUUCUGAAGUCAUACAGGAAGAGCAGGAUUAUCAUUGGUACAGUGUUUGCAUUAGUGACGUAAUGCUCUGUAAACUGAUACCAACCCUCACAGUGGUGGAGCAGGACGUGUACUUUUGGAUCCACUGUCAGUAGUAGAAUUGAAUCUACGUGUAUUUGUGUGUCUUGGCUUCUCUGUCUUCUGCAUAUCAAUGAUCCAAUUUAAAUCAUGGUCUUCGCUGGAUGAACACAGACCAAAGACAUACAAUAUUUUAUAAGCAUCCUGAAUUGGAAGAACAUUGUAAUUACUUUGGAGUUGUGUUGUUGUACAUCAAUAUAAAUGUAAACCAAGUGUUCACUCUCCUCUCAGCUCCGCUCCGGUGUCCACAGCAUGUCUGAGAGCAACAUCUAUCUCUGCAGCAGCUAAAUGCUCCCCAGUGUUCACCAGCUACUAAACAACUUUGUCUGCAGGGCUGUUUAGUGCCGAGCUGUAGCACACGGCUUCUUGAAUCCAAGACAGAUGAGAGAAGUGAGACUAGACUGAAGAGUUGAAUUCGUUUCUCUUUACACAGUCGCUGAAUCCAUUGUUCGUGUAAAAUGUUGAAUUUUCACCCUUUUAUUAUCCUUAACAAGAGAGAAGCCACUUAAAUACGUCCUUCAACCUUGAAUCACAGUCCAAUGACCAGACUUUAACUACCCAUCGUCUUUUCAGUUGCUGAUCAGUGAAGGACCUGAUGAAAUGAAAAACAGUUCGUCCGACUCCCUGUGUUUAUCAGCCUGGAUCACAGUGGUAUGAUGUUAUUCAGUCUAAAAAUAUUGAUCAGUGCAGCUUUUAUUCAGCUUCACAGAUGUUUUAUCGAUGUGUUGCAUUACAGUAUGAAAUGAAACUAUAAUGUUUGGUUGGUAAACUAAUGGUGGAGAGGAAGUUAUUAAUUGCAUCUAAUCUUUAUCUGACUUGAUAAAUGGAUCGAUUACACAAUAAAAGAAUAAAAUGAAAGCUGUUAGAGAAGAGAUAUUGAGCAGCAGAUGCAGCCAGUGUUAAUGCAUCAAACACAAUAAGUCUAUAACAGCUUCUCCUCCGCCAGGAACAUUUCAAUGUGUUUUUUUAUUUUUUAACCAGUACUUUUGUUCUGGAUGAGAUGGAUGUUUUGCUUUUCUAAAUUCCAUCAGGAAUUUCUCUGCUCUGCAUGAGCCACAUAAAAACAAAUAAAUAAAAGAUAACUUUUUACUUGUUAAA